AUGAACAGGCUGGACUAUAAUUCAGACGCCUUUUCCAACCUGAUUAGUUGUGUGAAAACAAAACACGAGAGGCCUCUGGUGAAUUACAGCUUUUCUCCAGAGCGAAUCGCCGGCUCUGCUCUCCAUCCCGGACGGCGAGGAUGGGCCGGCCGCCAGCUUUGGCUCCCCACGGCAGGACCCCAGCCCCGCUCCCAGCGCCCCGCGCCCCGGCCCCGCCUCCUCCCCGCGCCCUCACGGGCCUUGCGCAGGCGCGGCUCGGCCAUGGCGGCGGCCGUGGAGCGCCGCCUCGCCCAGUUCCGCGCCGCCCGCGGCAGCGCCGCCGCCGCUCCGCGCCCCGCCGAGCCGCCGGGAAAGGCCGCGGCUCCGGAGGCCGCCGAGGGACCGCGGGCAGCCGCGGUGGGCCCGGGCGGCGCUCAGGUCCGUCCCGGCGCGGCGCCGGCUCCGCUGUGGGCGCGCCCGCUGCUGCUGAAGGUGCUGCUGUGGGCCGUGCUGCUGGCGCUGUUCGCGGAGCUGGAGCUCGGGCUACCCUACUUCGUCCUCUCCCUGCUCUACUGGAUGUACGCCGGCACCCGCGGCCCCGCCGAGCGGCGGCCCGGCGAGCUCAGCGCCUACUCCGUCUUCAACCCCGGCUGCGCCGCUAUCGCCGGGACGCUGACGGCCGAGCAGCUGGAGCGGGAGCUGCACUACCGGCCCGCCGCGGGCACGUAGCGCCCGGCCCGGCGGGGACCGCGCUGUGCUGGGCCGGGACAGCCGCCGGGCCGGACCCGCUGCCGCCGCCCCGAGGAAGGGCCGGGGCUUGGGGGGAGGAAACGGGGUCUGUUCCUAUACAAAAAACCGCCUGAGCCUUACUGCUGCCCGGCGCCCCCGGCCGGUCCCGAAUAAAGCCCUAGUAAAGCCUG
Corvus hawaiiensis (hawaiian crow) is the source of this 899-nucleotide messenger RNA. It is a transcript of the gene SAYSD1, whose product is annotated as SAYSVFN motif domain containing 1. The transcript has 3 exons. The coding region runs from base 1 to 708 and encodes 235 amino acids. The record is from RefSeq and is a predicted model, not a curated record. NCBI's taxonomy places the organism in Eukaryota, Metazoa, Chordata, Aves, Passeriformes, Corvidae.